This is a messenger RNA of Besnoitia besnoiti, 753 nucleotides long. RefSeq names its product enoyl-coa hydratase/isomerase family protein. The transcript is spliced from 7 exons. Gene Ontology annotation, molecular function: enoyl-CoA hydratase activity; delta(3)-delta(2)-enoyl-CoA isomerase activity. Lineage: Eukaryota; Apicomplexa; Conoidasida; Eucoccidiorida; Sarcocystidae. Gene Ontology annotation, cellular component: peroxisome. The record is from RefSeq and is a predicted model, not a curated record. Gene Ontology annotation, biological process: fatty acid beta-oxidation. Bases 1 to 753 code for a protein of 250 amino acids.
AUGACUGACAGGUCCCCUGAGUGUGUACCGCGCCUUGAGGGCCCUGAUGGCGACGGGGUUUUUACGUUGCAUCUCGGCAAUGCCGAAAACAGACUCACUUGCUCAGCCAUGGAUGCAAUCCACGUCAUGCUUGACCGCAUUGAGCGGUCUAAAGGUCCAGCAGCAUGCGUAAUCUGCAGUAGUGGGAAGUUCUUCUCCAAUGGCCUCAGCAUAAAGGAAUUGUCAGACCACCCUAAAAAAUUGCUCGAGGUGUUCCACAGCAUGCUAAAAAGGCUGCUUGGCUUCCCUGUUCCUCUCGUUGCUGCUAUCAACGGGCAUGCGUUCGGAGGAGGAGCCAUACUCGCUUGCGUGUGCGACUACCGCGUGAUGAAUGCGAAUAGAGGAUUUUUCUGCGUCAACGAAAUUCUCAUCGGCCUACCACUGACUCCAGGCUUGUCGGCUGUUGUACAGUCCAAAAUCGACAGAAGCCUGUGGACAACAACGAUGCUGCGAGGACAGCGAUGGUCGGGCGCUGCGGCGCUGGGUGCGCGCAUUGUGGACGGUGUUGCAAACGGCGAGGCGGACGUGUUAGAGGCCGCGAAGAGUCUGGCUUCCUCGGUGGCGUCGCUUGGAGAGAAUCGGCAUGCCUACGGCUCCAUAAAACGCGAGAUGUACAAAAGGGAAUUGCGUGCUCUUGACGAAGGUCUCGGGGCAGCCGCUGAAGCCAUUAAAAUUGUGAAAAAAGGAAUGUUGCCAGCAAGUCCAAAAUUAUAG